Messenger RNA from Uncinocarpus reesii 1704, 1575 nucleotides. RefSeq lists its product as uncharacterized. The transcript has 5 exons. The record is from RefSeq and is a predicted model, not a curated record. Lineage: Eukaryota; Fungi; Ascomycota; Eurotiomycetes; Onygenales; Onygenaceae. Bases 1 to 1575 code for a protein of 524 amino acids. Gene Ontology annotation, molecular function: oxidoreductase activity, acting on paired donors, with incorporation or reduction of molecular oxygen; iron ion binding; heme binding.
AUGCCGUUGUUUGAGAAUACCCUUUUGAGAAAUAUGCAGUCCACGUUGAACGAUACCUGGCUGAAACUUUCGUGUCAAAAGCCUGCUGUUUUUGUCUUUGGUGUUACUGUCUUUCUUUCAUGGCAAUUAGUGAACAGGAUCUUUUUUAGCGUCAAGGCCCCGUAUGCCGGCUAUGAAUCAUCGUGGGAGCCGAUAUGGCUGAUAAGCCGUCGAUGCUCACAUGAAGCCCCUCGACUUAUACAGGAAGGAUACCGUCGAUAUCGAGAUGCAAUGUUCAAAAUUGCAAAACGCAACUCCGACCUUUUGGUGAUUCCUAAGAAGUUUGUUGAGGAGUUGAGGAGCCUUCCUGAAGAGCAAAUAUGUGCCAUGGAAGCUCACAUUCGGACCCUUCUCGGGCCCAUUACAGGGACAGAUAUCUUACUCAACGGACAUCUCCAUAACAAAGCCUUACAAACAAGGUUGACCCCCAAUCUUGGAUCUCUCGUCCAGCCGUUGAAAGAUGAGCUUGACUAUGCCAUCAGCGUGGAGCUUCCUAACUGCAAAGACGAGUGGGUUGAAGUACAGAUGCACGGCAUAGUACGCCGACUCGUAGCAAGACUCUCCGCCCGUGCUUUCACUGGACCAGUUGCCUGCAGGGAUGAAGAUUGGGUAAUGACCAAUACUAUGUAUCCGGCGAAUGUUUUUACAACCAUUGGGCCCUUGCGUCUGUUCCCGUCCUUUAUGCGCUCGACCGUUGCGUUGUUCUUGCCUUCUUACUGGCAGCUUCGCUCCAAUUUCGCCACGGCAAACCGCGUAUUGGUUCCCAUUAUCCUGCAAAGACGUCGCGAUGAGGCCUCCGGGGACUUAAAUUACGAGAAACCCAAGGACCUGCUCCAAUGGUUAAUGGACCUUGCCGAGCCGAAUGAAGCCGCACCACACUUGCUUGCUCAUCGCCAAUUGGCAUUGAGUCUCGGGUCGCUGAAUACAACAACCACGGCCGCUGUGCAAACUCUGUACGACAUUUGCGACCAUCCCGAAUAUCUUGAAAGCCUGCGGACGGAGGUUCUCGGUGCUCUGACGGCUGACGGUGGAUGGGACAGGACGACAAUCACCAAGCUGGUUGGUCUUGAUAGCUUCAUGAAAGAAUCGCAACGAGUUAACCCGCCUAGUUACGUGUCCUUCAAUCGAGUUGUCCGCAAGUCUCUUACCCUCUCUGACGGGACACGACUCCCAAAGGGAACACAUUUCGGUAUGGCUUCGUAUUCAAUACUCCAAGACCCUGCCAUCAUUGAGAAUCCACAUGAGUUCGAUGGUUUCCGGUACAAGAGAAUUCGCGAAGACCCCAAGGAAGCCAACAAACAUCAAUUCGCCUCCACGGACUCGAACAACAUCCAUUUCGGCCAUGGCAAGUACGCCUGCCCAGGCCGAUUUUUCGCAUCCCAAAUCGUUAAAAUGAUCAUUGGCCAUUUGAUCUUGAAGUUUGAUUUCAAAUUUCCUGAGGGCCAGGGUCGCCCGCGCAACUUGAGCAUUGAUGAGAACGUGUACCCGGAUCCAUCUGCAAGGCUAAUGAUGCGACGACGUCAAAUGGUUUAUUAG